GUAUUUAGAAAUACACAUUUAAAUAGCAAGCUUGACUAGUUGUGGAAUUUUCAGUGCGGAUUAUGUUGUUCGUAACAUAGUGUUUAUAAGCGUCGUCCAGUUCCUCUUCUCCGACACACUCCAAUGUAUCCAACCGGAAGCCACGCACCCCCGGAGAAAGGGGGUCAUUACCCUCCGCCUCAGGGUGGAUACGGAGGAUAUCCACCUCCCUCUGGCGGCGCUUAUCCCCCACCAGCUGGCGGCGCUCCUGGUUAUCCCGGUGGAUAUGGCCCCCCUCCAGGUGGAUAUGGUCCCCCUCCCGGUGGAUAUGGAGGCCCUCCUUCUGGUGGAUAUGGUGGUCCCCCUCCAGGCGGUUAUGGAGGUCAUCCAGGUGGAUAUGGGCCUCCACCAGGAACGGGACCAGUUGGUCCUCCCCCAGGCGGCUACGCUCCCCCUCCGAUGGGGAACAUGGGACACAUGGGACCCAUAUAUAACCCGCCAAUGCCAUUCGUGGGUCGUGUUCCUGGCGGGGUUGUUCCAGGGAGAUCAAUUAUCAUCAAAGGCAUGGUGACCGCAGAUGACAGGUUUUCGGUGAACCUUAAAUGUGGGGAUGAAUACGGCCUCCAUUUUAAUCCUCGUCCGAGUCAAGGAUGUGUAGUACUGAACCAUAGCCAACAUGGAUGGGGACCAGAAGAGAGGCAUAACGGAAGCAUGUUUCAACCCGGCCAACAUUUUGAACUCUGUAUACAUGUGGAGCCAAACCAGUACCUGAUAUUUAUCAACCAGCAACCUAACCCUAACAUUACCUUCGCUGCAAGACUGUACCCAAUUGAAAAGUACGACGAGUUACACGUGGAUGGUUCGGUUCAGAUCAAUGAAAUUAAAUUUGCAUAAUUCUGUUCUAAAGAAUAAAGGAUUCAGAUUUUGUUAUCCACUUUGACAUUUUAAAAUAACCAUUUUCUUCUUCAUUUCACGAGUGAUGUGCCUAUGUAUCGUUAUUAGAGUGUGAUGAUUUUUUACUUUGUAUAUCAUAGGAUUUGCAAAAUAUCUGGACAUAUUUUUAUCUUAAUUUAUUCAUAAAAUAAAGAUUAUAUUGUACAUGUA
Saccostrea echinata is the source of this 1083-nucleotide messenger RNA. RefSeq names its product protein tfg-1-like. The transcript has 5 exons. The record is from RefSeq and is a predicted model, not a curated record. Gene Ontology annotation, molecular function: carbohydrate binding; galactoside binding. Bases 124 to 873 code for a protein of 249 amino acids. Lineage: Eukaryota; Metazoa; Mollusca; Bivalvia; Ostreida; Ostreidae.